Coregonus sp. 'balchen' is the source of this 4163-nucleotide messenger RNA. The record is from the annotation of a GenBank genome assembly. Lineage: Eukaryota; Metazoa; Chordata; Actinopteri; Salmoniformes; Salmonidae.
AUGCUCAUUGUGUAUAAUACUUUCCCCAGACAACAGGCUUGGUGGGACUGGCCGUAUCCCACAACCCUCAUGAGGUGAGUCCACAGUAAUCACCAUAAUAUACAACAUUAGUAGUUUUGUAGCUACACUAAUGGCCAUAAACAGCAGUAGUAGACCACACCUACUUUUGUCUGAUAAUGUAUCUCUGGUGUGUGUGUGUCCCCUCAGCGCCUGAGGAUCCUGUACAGUAAGAUCCUGGCAUCUCUCCAGGUCAUCCCUCAGGAUGCAGCCUACAGAAAGUACACAGAACAGCUGGUCAACGACCGCUUUGACCUCAUCAAAGCAGUAAGUUACACUCUAACCAUGGUCAGGUCCAGAGCAGACUUGGGGCAAAUGUUUUCAAAUGUGAUCAGGGCUAUUGCACUGACAAGUUUAACACAGUAGAAAACCAAUCCUACCAGCCCUCAUUGUAACUGUGAGUUCAUGUAUUAGCUUGAACUUGUAUGAACCUCUGUGAGGGUAUCCCCUUGUUGACUUUGAUACACUGCUCAAAAAAAUUAAGGGAACACUAAAAUAACACAUCCUAGAUCUGAAUGAAUGAAAUAAUCGUAAUAAAUACUUAUUUCUUUACAUAGUUGAAUGUGCUGACAACAAAAUCACACAAAAAUUAUCAAUGGAAAUCAAAUGUAUCAACCCAUGGAGGUCUGGAUUUGGAGUCACCCUCAAAAUUAAAGUGGAAAACCACACUACAGGCUGAUCCAACUUUGAUGUAAUGUCCUUAAAACAAAUCAAAAUGAGGCUCAGUAGUGUGUGUGGCCUCCACGUGCCUGUAUGACCUCCCUACAACACCUGGGCGUGCUCCUGAUGAGGUGGCGGAUGGUCUCCUGAGGGAUCUCCUCCCAGACCUGGACUAAAGCAUCCGCCAACUCCUGGACAGUCUGUGGUGCAACGUGGCGUUGGUGGAUGGAGCGAGACAUGAUGUCCCAGAUGUGUUCAAUUGAAUUCAGGUCUGGGGAACGGGCGGGCCAGUUCAUAGCAUCAAUGCCUUCCUCUUGCAGGAACUGCUGACACACUCCAGCCACAUGAGUUCUAGCAUUGUCUUAGGAGGAACCCAGGGCCAACCGCACCAGCAUAUGGUCUCACAAGGGGUCUGAGGAUCUCAUCUCGGUACCUAAUGGCAGUCAGGCUACCUCUGGCGAGCACAUGGAGGGCUGUGCGGCCCCCCAAAGAAAUGCCACCCCACACCAUGACUGACCCACUGCGAAACCGGUCAUGCUGGAGGAUGUUCUCCACGGCGUCUCCAGACUCUGUCACGUCUGUCACGUGCUCAGUGUGAACCUGCUUUCAUCUGUGAAGAGCACAGGGCGCCAGUGGCGAAUUUGCCAAUCUUGGUGUUCUCUGGCAAAUGCCAAACGUCCUGCACGGUGUUGGGCUGUAAGCACAACCCCCACCUGUGGACGUCGGGCCCUCAUACCACCCUCAUGGAGUCUGUUUCUGACCGUUUGAGCAGACACAUGCACAUUUGUGGCCUGCUGGAGGUCAUUUUGCAGGGCUCUGGCAGUGCUCCUUGCACAAAGGCGGAGGUAGCAGUCCUGCUGCUGGGUUGUUGCCCUCCUACGGCCUCCUCCACGUCUCCUGAUGUACUGGCCUGUCUCCUGGUAGCGCCUCCUGACAGACACAGCAAACCUUCUUGCCACAGCUCGCAAUGAUGUGCCAUCCUGGAUGAGCUGCACUACCUGAGCCACUUGUGUGGGUUGUAGACUCCGUCUCAUGCUACCACUAGAGUGAAAGCACCGCCAGCAUUCAAAAGUGACCAAAACAUCAGCCAGGAAGCAUAGGAACUGAGAAGUGGUCUGUGGUCACCACCUGCAAAACCAGUCCUUUAUUGGGGGUGUCUUGCUAAUUGCCUAUAAUUUCCACCUGUUGUCUAUUCCAUUUGCACAACAGCAUGUGAAAUGUAUUGUCAAUCAGUGUUGCUUCCUAAGUGGACAGUUUGAUUUCACAGAAGUGUGAUUGACUUGGAGUUACAUUGUGUUGUUUAAGUGUUCCCUUAAUUUUUUUGAGCAGUGUAUUUGAUAUCAUGUUACGAGAUAUUGUUUGGGAUGGCAUCUAUGUGUUUCAAUCCAUAUAGAUCAUUUCAUUGUCUUCAUUUCAAUUGAAAGGAGCCUGAUGUGGAGAAACUAGAGAAGAAGAUCAACUGUGGUCAGAUCGAGGAGGUCAUUCACCAGGUACAGAGAGGAGCCUCACUCUUUAGUCGAAGACGCAUCUUGUGCGGAUAUCCUUGAAGUGUAUACAAAUCCAGACAAUGAAAGCGUAUACAUUUGGCCAACGUCACGGUUGUCCAGGCCUCUCAAAAAAAAAGAUACCCGGCCGGUUUAAUUAAGAUCAUGGUCUUUAGAAAUCAAGUGCCAACUGGCACUGAGGCUGGAUAUGUCACAGUCCAAUACCGCGUCCAGCUCUGAUUUAAAAUUGGCAUAUAGAAAAAUAUAUUUAAGAGACAUUAUCCCGAAUGAGAGAAAAAGGGUUCUCCCGUUCCCACAUCCAAUGCAAGCGCAAAAUCAAAUAUUUGAAAACAUCAUAGGCUACAGAAAGGCCAAGGACUGUAAUAGCAUAAUUUAAACUAAAGUAAAAAUGUAUUGGGGAUGCAUGCAGGGAUGGACUAUGAUGGAGUUGCAGCAGAAGAGAGCAGUGCAUGACACUUGUAUGGUAAGGUAUAGGCUUAAUGUUCCUCCUGUACCUUUAUAUCUAGCCAGAAUGAACAGUGGGCAAGGGGUGAAUAGUCUUUCAGUUGCUGUAUCAAAUAUGAAAAGAAUACAGUGAUAUUAUAAUGCAAUCCUUUUCAAUUAUAUUAUGAGCAUUUCUCAGAUAUCAAAAAAGUGCGGAAGAUGUCCAAACUGAUGCGUAAAGGCGCACAGCUUUCUGUAGCCGAAGCGUGAGCGAGGCUACUGUCCAAUAGGCGAAUGUAGGCUUCAAUACGAAGGACUCUUUGGGCUACUUUCAGAUUUACACUUUGUUCCUUUAUAAAGCCUUUGCUUUACAUGCAUGCGCCUUUGCACUUUUUAUAGAUUGCUGCAUUUUUAUAAUUUGACCACACGUCUUGCUAUAGGUUAUCAUAUUGAGGUACCGUUAGCGAAUUAUCACUGCUCAUUGAUUUGGAGGAAACUAAACCACGGUUGUUCUCCCAGCAUGUCACUUUUUUUUAUUCCUUUACUAAAGGUUAUUUACAAUAUUAAGACAACGUAUGUAAACAUCGAUGUGUAAAGAACAACCCUGUUCAGACCUGUUUGGAUAAUGCGUUGCGCCAUUCAGAGAUGCACUUUGUAGCCUACUCUGUAACUUAACCUGUUUCUGUUUUUACUGUGUGCAUUAGGGCCUAAGUGUCAUUUUUCUUUUUUACUGUGCAAAAAAUGUAUUUUGUACACGUAUCCAGAUACUCAGAUCGUUUGUGUGGUGACGUUUUUAGGGAUGGGAGAGAUUCUCUGAAUAUUUAUUGUGUACGGCUGUGGACAGGUCCAGGUUAUCGGGACAGUAGCCUAUUACACCCAGUCUUAAAUCGUUGGGUAACAAAAGUAGGCUGUAAUGAUGAAUAUGAAACUAUUGAUUAUAAAAGCGAGCUGUUUUCUGUCGAUUUAUACAGCCUGUCAUAACGGGAGGUUCAAGGCAGGUUGGAUGAAUUUGCAUACAGGGAGGGACCAUGGAAUCUGGUCACAAUAGGGACGAAGUGGGUAGAUGAGAAAUACAUUCUAUUACCGUGUGUAGACGCAACAAAUCUCGAUCAGAUCAUCUUGAUUGGAUGAUGACAGCCAUGUUAAUGCAAGGUGUAACCACGGUUACCGAGACAUUGUUUUGUUUCUCAAACUAUUUUGAAGCAUUCAAAAACCUCCCUCAUAGUGUAUCUCCCUCUUCCCUUCCCCAUUUAUCCUACAUCCCUAGCCUUAUCUGAUCCACUAAUUUCCUCUUCCCUCAGGCGGAGUGUGAGUUGGCCCUAUCCAGAAAGAUGGCGGAGUGGAAACCAUGGGAACCACUGAUUGAAGAGCCUCCCGUCAACCAAUGGAAGUGGCCCGUUUAAAGACUACUUCCUGUAUUGAUCAUAUGUCUGUUUGUGUAAAUGUGUAAGUACUUCAUUCCCAAUGAAGCAUGUACAAAUAAAACUGGAAAUAUUUUCCCUAUCCUUGUAAAACUAA